CCCGCUGCUCCCCGCUCCCCCUCUCCCAUGGCGGAGACCAAGAUCAUCUACCACAUAGACGAGGAGGAGACCCCCUAUCUGGUGAAGCUGCCCGUCCCGCCGGAAAAAGUCACUCUGGCCGAUUUCAAAAAUGUCCUCAGCAACCGGCCCGUGCACAGCUACAAGUUCUUCUUCAAGUCCAUGGACCAGGACUUCGGGGUGGUAAAGGAGGAGAUCUCAGAUGACAAUGCAAAGCUACCUUGCUUCAAUGGAAGAGUGGUGUCCUGGCUGGUCCUGGCUGAAAGCUCCCACUCUGACACAGGCUCCCAGUGCACCGAGAGCCACACAGACCUUCCGCCACCCAUUGAGAGAACAGGCGGCAUUGGAGACUCCCGGCCUCCAUCAUUCCACCCAAAUGCUGCCAGCAGCCGGGAUGGCCUGGACAAUGAAACAGGAACAGAGUCAAUUAUUAGCCACCGGCGAGACAGACAUCGACGGAGAAAUAGAGAAGGGCAUGAGGAUGUCCCUCGGAUCAAUGGCCAUCCGAAACUGGACAGACACCGUGAGCACCCUCCUGGUUAUGACAGCUCUUCUACCAUGAUGAGUAGUGAGCUGGAAUCCAGCAGCUUCAUUGACUCUGAUGAUGAUGACAACACAAGCAGGUUGAGUAGCUCCACUGAGCAAAGUACUUCAUCCCGGCUCAUACGGAAGCAUAAACGCAGGAGGAGGAAACAAAGGAUGCGGCAGAUUGACAGGUCAUCUUCGUUCAGCAGCAUCACUGAUUCAACCAUGUCCCUAAAUAUCAUCACUGUCACACUCAACAUGGAAAAGUAUAACUUCCUGGGAAUCAGCAUUGUAGGACAGAGCAAUGACCGGGGUGAUGGUGGCAUAUACAUUGGCUCUAUUAUGAAAGGAGGGGCUGUGGCAGCAGACGGCCGAAUUGAACCAGGAGACAUGCUUCUGCAGGUGAAUGAUGUCAACUUUGAGAACAUGAGCAAUGAUGAUGCAGUACGGGUUUUACGGGAAAUCGUCUCCAAACCAGGACCUAUCAGCCUAACAGUAGCCAAAUGCUGGGACCCUACUCCCAGGAGUUACUUCACCAUCCCCAGGGCUGAACCAGUGAGGCCAAUUGACCCUGCAGCAUGGAUCUCUCAUACCACAGCCAUGACGGGAGCGUACCCCCGUUACGGUAUGAGCCCCUCCAUGAGCAUCACCACAUCUACCAGCUCCUCACUAACAAGCUCAAUUCCCGAUUCGGAAAAAUUAGAAGAAUCUCCCUUAACUGUGAAGAGUGACAUGGCUACUAUUGUCAAGGUUAUGCAGCUACCAGACUCAGGCCUUGAAAUCCGGGAUAGGAUGUGGUUAAAAAUUACCAUCUCCAAUGCAGUGAUAGGAGCAGAUGUGGUUGACUGGCUUUACACACACGUGGAAGGCUUCAAAGACCGACGGGAAGCUAGAAAAUAUGCCAGCAGCAUGUUAAAACAUGGCUACCUCAGGCACACUGUGAACAAAAUCACCUUCUCGGAACAGUGCUAUUAUGUCUUUGGAGACCUCUGUGGCAAUAUGGCUGCACUGAACCUUAACAAUGGUUCUAGCGGAGCCUCGGAUCAGGAUACCCUUGCUCCACUUCCGCAUCCUGCUGCUCCCUGGCCAUUAGGCCAAGGAUACCCGUAUCAGUAUCCUCUGCCCCCUCCGUGUUUUCCACCAGCAUACCAAGACCCAGGCUUUAGCUAUGGUAGUGGCAGUGCAGGGAGCCAGCAAAGUGAAGGAAGCAAAAGCAGCGGCUCGAACCGAAGCAACAGCGAGAACAGCAGGAGAGCUCUUGGCAGAGAGAAGGACCGCAAGUCGGCUGGCAGCGGCAGCGAGUCUGACCACACUGCCCGCAGCGGGGGCGGCGCCAGUGUCGUGCGUCGGGAGAGGCCUGUCAGCCAGCUCAGCCACCGGAGUCACGUCUCUGCCACCCACAGCGAGAGAAGCCACCACAGCCAUCAUUCUUACGGGCCUCCAGGAGUCCCACCCCUCUACAGUCUCCCCAAGCUGGGCUCCAAAGUCUACGGGACGAGCGGACCCCCUGGAGGGCCCCCCGUGAGGGAACUGAGCUCUGUUCCGCCAGAGCUGACGGGCAGCCGGCAGUCCUUCCAGAAGGCUAUGGGCAACCCUUGUGAAUUCUUUGUCGACAUCAUGUGAGAGGAAGUGC
Molecule: messenger RNA, 2176 nt
Organism: Gavia stellata (red-throated loon)
Lineage: Eukaryota; Metazoa; Chordata; Aves; Gaviiformes; Gaviidae
Gene: DVL1
Product: dishevelled segment polarity protein 1
Exons: 15
Coding region: 28-2166 (712 amino acids)
Biological process (GO): intracellular signal transduction; canonical Wnt signaling pathway
Cellular component (GO): cytosol
Molecular function (GO): frizzled binding
Source: RefSeq, a predicted model, not a curated record